AUGUGCAUAGCUUACUUUGCGUGGCAACACCCGCAGACCCCCGACCUGCUGCUUUGUGCGUUGUUUAACCGUGACGAGCAGCUGGACAGGCCCACCGCACCCAGCCACUUUUGGGAGAACGACCAACGCAUCCUUGGCGGCCGAGACCUGGUGGCGGGUGGCACGUGGAUGUGCGUCGGCACGCAGUCGGGGCGGGCGGCAUUCCUCACCAACUUCCGAGAGCUGCGAGACCCGCCCUGCGCAGCUGGCGCAGGCGCGGCGGGCAAGGGGGAGCCCAACCACGCCCUCGGCACCAUGGACAGCUUCCGCCUGGGCACCCCCAGCCGCGGCGAGCUGCCUGUGGGGUUUGUGAGGGGCGGGGCGGAGCCGAAGCGCUACCUGCAUAGCCUGCACGGCGGGGAGGCGUAUGCCGGCUUCAAUCUGGUAGUGGCCGACCUGGUGCAGCAGCGCAUGGCCUACCUGUGCAACAGGGGCAGCGGGCGGCCCGAGCCGCUGCCGCCCGGCCUGCAUGCGAUCACAAACGGGCUGCGAGACGCACACUGGCCAAAGAUGGACGAGGGGUGGCGCCAGCUGCAGAGGUUGCUGGAUCAGGGCGCCUUUGGCGCUGCCAGCAGCAGCAGCAGCAGCGGCAGGAACCAGGACAGCAGUGGCGGUGGCGAUGCAGCCGGCACCACUGGCGGCGGCGCAUGUAGCAACGGCAGCGACCAACAGAGUGGCGACAGAGGCGGGGCCCGCGGUGGGAAGGACAGCAGCAGCGGCGGUGGCGGUGGCGGCGGCAGGACCAGCAUUCCAUGGGAGCAGCUGUUUGCCUUGCUGUCAGAUGAUCGGCUGCUGGAGCGGGACCCUGCCAAGCUCCCCCAGACAGGGCUGGGAGACGAGUUUGAGGCAGCAGCCAGCGGCAUCUUUCCGAUUGAGACAGGGCAGGGCCUGUUCGGCACCCGCAGCCAGGCAGUGCUGGCGGUGUGGCGGGAUGGGCGGGGCGAGCUGCGGGAGCGGUAUCGCGACGACAAGGGCGGGGACUGGCGGGAGGUGCAGCACAGCUUUGAGCUUCCCCUAGGUGGCAGCCAGGGUGACGCCGGGUAG
Chlorella variabilis is the source of this 1083-nucleotide messenger RNA. RefSeq lists its product as hypothetical. Lineage: Eukaryota; Viridiplantae; Chlorophyta; Trebouxiophyceae; Chlorellales; Chlorellaceae. The record is from RefSeq and is a predicted model, not a curated record. The transcript is spliced from 6 exons. Bases 1 to 1083 code for a protein of 360 amino acids.